CAUGUUUUGAAUUUUAACUUGACUGUGGUUGAAAUUUCAAUUUUAAUCUUAUAAAAUCUCUUUUAUUGCUUAAUAUUGUAUAAAUAACUGACAUAGUGGGUGCAUUAUGUCGUACUUUGAAUUCUAUACUAAGAACAUCAGCCAACCUAUCGAAACAAAAAGCACAGCGAUUGCCAAAGAUGUGAAUUCAGCGCCAAAAAACAAACCCAGAAGCAAAAUAAGCAAUGGAUUUAAAUCUGAAGCAUCCAAAGAUACUGAAAUUAUAAAAGGCACUUGUCUAUCAAUGUGCCCUGAGGAUGAAGUUAAAAUGCGAGAAAAAGCCAAAAUGGUACAUGUUUUGGAGGUUAUAGACGGUAAGAAGGUUUUGGUGAAAUGCUACAGCCGUUCUGCUGCAGACUCAAUGGUCGCCGUGCCGCGGCUGCUUCGUCCCUAUAGGGUCCUCCAAGAUACUGUACGACAUCUAUUACUCAAAAUAGCACAAAAAGAAGAUACAAAUAUAGCGGUGAUAUAUGACUUUGUGAGUGACCGUUUCCGAGCAGUGCGGCAGGACAUGACAGUGCAGAGGCUUUUGGCUAAGGAGUGCAUGACUUUGUUGGAGCCCAUGAUACGCUUCCAUGUUUAUUUUGGUUAUAAACUCUGUGAAUAUCCAAUAGCAGCAUACGAUCCAGUGUUAAACAAAAAAUUACUUCUAGAGUGUUUAAAGUGGUUCCUAAGCUGCAGUGAUUCCAUGGACCAAUUUCCAAAAGACCUAACUACUGAGAUGGAGCAAUUGAAACUAAACUCUAAUGUAGCUAACAAUAAGAGUCAAAUGGAAAAUUUCUUUAAGUGUGACCACCAAUUAGUGGAAAGCUUAUAUAUACUGUGCAAUCUGGAUGAUGUACAUCCAAUGUACAGAUACUUGAAUUUAGCAAAUAAUUUGAAAAGUCACACAGCUUUAAAGUUAGCUUACAAAAUAGCAGCAGCGAAUUGGAGAGGCAAUUUCGUUCAAGUAUGCAAGCAGCUGGAUAACCUGUGCCCACUGACAUACUGCGCCUUGUGUUUAUAUCUGCCGACUGUGCAAAGACAAGCCCUCCAAGUAAUAAGCACUGCAUACAGCAGCAAGCAAUUGUCAGUACCUCUAAGUGCCUUACGUACCUGGCUACGUUUCGACAGCGACGCAACGGCGGCAAGUGUGUGCGCGCAUUACGGACUGGUGGCCAAUGAGGGGGCAGUACGGUUUACUAAAGGAAACUUCAAGGCAGAUGUCGCUACGCAUCAACCAACAAGAUUACUGCUCGCGGAUCAGAAGAUGGAUCUCUCGCACAAGCAUAUGUUCACAUAUCAGACUGAAGAUUAUGCUUACAGUGCUUGAUGUACCAAACUGUCCAUCGGUGGACCUUAAUUACAAAAGGCAUAAGAUCCACCGAUGGACAGGUAAGCGUGUGGGCGAUGGAUGGUACCAAACAUUUUAUUUACAUUUGAAGGCGGGACAGUGGUUGCAGAUCAUGGUGCCCAGCUUUUAUUUAACCCUUUUCUUGGCAAAGUAUCUUGAUAUUUUUUUUUACAGACAGGUCGUGUUGUUCUGACGCAAGCGAGGCAGUUUUAAUUAAUUUGUCAAGUAAAGGGUUAAAUUCAAUAAUUACUUGUUAAAACCUGUUAACGCAAUAUAAAAUAAUUUUAGAAGAAAAGAUGCAUAAUUAUCUGUAUUAAAGUGCAUCAUGAGAUUCAUGAGUCUAGCUAGAAUGUCUAAAACUGGCUAACGCGCCACAAAAAGUUCGCGGGUCGAUCAUUAGCAGCAUAUUCGCCAGAUCUAUAGUUGCACCUUUAGAGUAAUUAU
Cydia splendana is the source of this 1816-nucleotide messenger RNA. RefSeq names its product germinal-center associated nuclear protein. NCBI's taxonomy places the organism in Eukaryota, Metazoa, Arthropoda, Insecta, Lepidoptera, Tortricidae. The transcript is spliced from 8 exons. Gene Ontology annotation, biological process: spindle assembly; centrosome duplication. The coding region runs from base 107 to 1351 and encodes 414 amino acids. The record is from RefSeq and is a predicted model, not a curated record. Gene Ontology annotation, cellular component: spindle; centrosome; nucleus.